Molecule: messenger RNA, 1338 nt
Organism: Cylindrotheca closterium
Lineage: Eukaryota; Bacillariophyta; Bacillariophyceae; Bacillariales; Bacillariaceae
Source: the annotation of a GenBank genome assembly
AUGACUUCUUCUUCUUCUUCUUAUAAUCACAACAAGGAGAAUAACAAAAAUGAUGAUGUUCAAAGUGACGACCGACAAAUGAACGAGAAAUCGUCCUGCUGGAAGUGUCACGGACUCGGCAAGAAGUAUCAAAAAGUUACCAAAAAAUACGACGGCAAGAUAUGUGGGGUCUGUAAUGGUACUGGAGCACGACAAGAAUCAAAAAAGUCCCAGAAACUACAAGAGCAACCAGGCAAAAUCAUUCCUCUGCGAGGGAUGCUUCCCCACAGUCGCAAUCCUGGAGGUUUCUUGGGCCCACCGGCUGUGGGAAAGAUUGAUGGUGGUGGUGAUGACGAUGAUGAUGACUUGACGUCUUUCAAAAUAAACAAUGGUGAAAUAUUAGCGUCACUGGGGUGCGGGGACUGGCGAAUCUUUCAAUUGGCCAAUGGACACAAAUUGACGGUCGAUGACUUUAUCUGUGCCUGGGUGGCGUGCGUCGAAAUGCGAGCACGGGGUUUUGGACCAACAUCAUCAAUGGAAGCACCCUUUGGACAAGUCUGGAGCGAAACAGAGGAAAAGACAGGGAGACAAAAGUUCCGUCACGUGGACAUUGGAUGCGGAUGUGGGAGCGUUUUGAUGACCAUGGGUUGGGCCUUUCCUGGCUCUAUUCAAUCUCACGGAGUAGAGGCACAAGCGGUAUCGUUUGCUCUGUGUCAACGAGGCGUCAAGUUCAACUUGGGGGAAGAACAAAAAUCGAUUCAGUUGGUACAUGCGGACCUUCGAAGCUGGGAUCCCAACUCCAAUGAUAAUGCUGGGAAUGUCAACGAAGAAACUGAUGGCACACAACAAACACUUUUUGAUCUGGUUACUGGGACACCGCCCUAUUUUCCAUUGGAUCGCUUUGUCGCUAGUGAGAAUCAUUCGCAAAAGAUUCGUUGCCGCGUACCGACUCGUGGAGCGGCCUCGGACUACGUUGCUGCCGCGGCUCGAUUGCUGAAACCGAAUGGGAUCUUUGUCAUCGUAGAAACAGCUCGACAAGAGGCGGAGCAAUGUGUGAUGGAAGCAGCGGAGCAGCAUCAACUCGGCGUUUGGAAUCGAGUGGAUGUGAUUACAAGGACCGGUUUGCCACCCCGUUUCAGCUGUUGGGUCAUGGGGAAACGAAGAACGAGUUACUCAGAGAACAAUGACAUUGGCAGUACUACUACUGCACCAUCCUCAUGGAAGUCCUUUCCCAUCACAACCUUGACCCUGCGCGAUGAAAAUCAAAUACGAACUGAAGAAUAUGUGGAUGCCAUGGAGAUGAUGGGCUGGAUUGACUUUGAAGAUAGCCGACAACAGUGGGCGAAAACGGUAAAGUGA